AUACAACACUUCACACGAUGGAUGCGAACACCGGCGGUGACCAGAUUCGCAGGCCAAGCAUGGCGUUGAGAAGCAAGGUGACGAUGAUGGCGGCGGUGGCGUUCACCGUCGCCGUUCUCUUGACCAUCUUCUUCCAUCUCUACCUCCGGCUCUACGCACUCCGUCGCCGGCGCCGCCCCUUCUUCUUCCGGCGGGCCGAGGCGCGGGGGCUCGAUCCCGAGGCGUUGAAGGCCAUCCCCGUCGUCGCGCAGUCGGAGCUCGAGACCUCCGCCGAGUGCGCCGUCUGUUUGAGCGAGAUCGCCGACGGUGAUAAGGCACGUGUGCUGCCGACCUGCCGCCACGUAUUCCACGUGGAUUGCGUCGACGUGUGGUUCUCUUCACAUGCCACGUGUCCUCUCUGCCGCUCCAUCGUGGCCGUUCCUUCGUCAUCAAUCUGAUCCGCCACGUGGCCCAUAUCUCCUACCUCUUUUAUUUUUUUUUCUUUAUCCAUAGGAGGGACUUUUUAAUGGAAAAAAAAAAUCUAUCAUUUACUAUAAAGUAUUUAUUUAUUUAUUUUUAAUAGAUAUUGACAAAUGGAAAGUGUUGGUAAAUGUGAAUAGUAAUGGAUGGAUAUCACUAGUCAAAAA
This is a messenger RNA of Dioscorea cayenensis subsp. rotundata (Guinea yam), 626 nucleotides long. RefSeq names its product RING-H2 finger protein ATL2-like. Bases 18 to 437 code for a protein of 139 amino acids. The transcript has a single exon. Gene Ontology annotation, biological process: protein ubiquitination. NCBI's taxonomy places the organism in Eukaryota, Viridiplantae, Streptophyta, Magnoliopsida, Dioscoreales, Dioscoreaceae. The record is from RefSeq and is a predicted model, not a curated record.